CUUUCGUCCAAUCAGCUCCGGGCUUCUCCAGACGGGACAGUCUUCCGGCUGGCCAAUCGCGACGCAGAGAUCCUAAGGAAGCUUGGGGUGAAAGAACUAAUAAAUACUCCAGAGCUGAGUUUCCUUUCACUGCAAAUCAAGAACAAGGAGAAAAUCGUCCCCGCCGCCUGCCACUCAAGCCGGGCGAGAUCAAUGCGAGUUUGUCCUAGGGGAAAGGGCCGUCAGUUCGCAGUUUUCUCCAGCCAGCUGAAGCCGUUGCGAAUCCCUCUUUUUCGGGCAAAACUUUUCCCUCCCGCUCUUCUCUCUUUCUCUGCCACAAUUUCGCUCUAAGAUAUCUCUGACAGACAGAGAGGAGAACAGAGCUUCCCUCCCCCCCUUCCUCAAGUUGGACCCCCUCCUUUUCCUCCCCUCCCACGUUUUGAACCCCGAUCUCUCUAGAUUUUAAAUUAAAUCUCCCCCUCCCCCUAUUCUAUGCGGACUUGCUAUCUAUACUGACCUGCCUCCCCCUCCCACCACCCUCAAAGCCCCUUCUCAAUUCUUGGAUACAAUACGUUUAAGAAAGCCAAGGUGCCACUAAAAUGACAACUCUGGGUGGAGCUGUCCCCAGGAUGAUGCGACCAGCUCCCGGACAGAAUUAUCCUCGCAGCGGUUUUCCGUUAGAAGUGUCAACUCCUCUGGGCCAAGGGCGAGUCAAUCAGCUCGGAGGUGUUUUUAUCAAUGGCAGGCCCCUACCCAACCAUAUUCGCCACAAGAUUGUGGAGAUGGCCCAUCAUGGCAUCCGGCCAUGCGUCAUCUCCCGCCAGCUCCGAGUGUCUCAUGGCUGUGUCUCCAAGAUUCUCUGCAGGUACCAGGAGACAGGCUCCAUAAGGCCGGGGGCCAUUGGGGGCAGCAAACCCAAGCAGGUGACGACGCCGGAUGUUGAGAAGAAGAUCGAGGAGUACAAGCGGGAGAACGCAGGCAUGUUUAGCUGGGAGAUCCGGGACAAAUUGCUGAAGGACGCCGUGUGCGACAGAAACACCGUGCCUUCAGUGAGCUCCAUCAGCCGCAUUUUGAGAAGCAAAUUUGGGAAAGGAGAAGAAGAAGAAGGGGAGCUGGAGCGUAAGGAAGCGGAAGAGAACGAGAAAAAGGCCAAACAUAGCAUCGACGGCAUCCUCAGCGAAAGAGCUUCAGCACAACAAUCAGAUGAAGGUUCUGACAUUGAUUCUGAGCCAGAUUUGCCACUGAAGAGAAAGCAACGGCGAAGCAGAACCACUUUCACAGCAGAACAAUUAGAAGAGCUGGAGAGAGCUUUUGAGAGGACUCAUUAUCCUGACAUUUACACCAGAGAGGAACUUGCACAAAGAGCUAAACUCACGGAGGCUCGGGUUCAGGUUUGGUUUAGCAAUCGUCGAGCCAGAUGGAGGAAGCAAGCUGGGGCCAAUCAGUUGAUGGCUUUCAAUCACUUGAUUCCAGGAGGUUUCCCACCCUCUGCCAUGCCAACUCUGCCAACUUAUCAGUUAUCAGAAUCUUCCUAUCAACCUACUUCUAUUCCACAAGCUGUGUCAGACCCAAGCAGUACAGUUCACCGACCUCAGCCUCUUCCACCAAGCACGGUACACCAAAGCAGCCUCCCUUCAAAUCCAGACAGCAGCUCUGCCUACUGCCUACCAACCACAAGGCACGGCUUUUCCAGCUAUACAGAUAGCUUUGUGCCUCCAUCCGGACCCUCAAAUCCUAUGAACCCUGCCAUUGGCAAUGGCCUUUCACCUCAGGUAAUGGGCCUCUUAACUAACCAUGGAGGAGUCCCGCACCAGCCCCAGACUGACUACGCCUUGUCACCAUUAACUGGGGGUUUAGAGCCAACCACCACAGUCUCUGCAAGUUGUAGUCAAAGACUAGAUCAUAUGAAAAGUUUAGAUAGCCUGCCGACAUCUCAGUCAUACUGCCCACCCACAUACAGCACUACUGGUUACAGUAUGGAGCCUGUCCCAGGCUAUCAGUAUGGGCAAUAUGGACAAAGUGCCUUUCAUUAUCUGAAGCCAGAUAUUGCAUAAGGUGAAUGGUCCAUUUCACAUUAAAGUUUGUCUUGGUCCUGGUCUCAGUCCAGUAUUUGGAAUGGAGCAAUCUUCUCACCAAAACGAGGCCCAGAAUGCAGAGAUUGUACUAGUGAUAAAUGGGACUAUUCUUUUCUCAUCAGUGUGUUUGAACACACUCAAUAAGAUGUUUGGACAUGCUGGAUAAAGCAGCUCAGAAAAUAAAGACCACUAACAGUACCACAAAUAAAACAGCUCAGUUCACCAUGACAUUAGCUAAGAACAAAUAAGAAUAAUAGAAGUUUUCACACUGCUAGGCUGAAGUAAGCAUUCCAUUUUUACAUUGAUGAAGAUCCAUGGAUUAACUUGGACAUUGUGGUCUGAGUGCUGCAAAAUUAGAACAUUUUUUUCAAACUUUCAGUGCCGACCUUUGACAGUGCCCAGUUUGCAAAGCAUGGGCUGAAGAACCUUGUUUAACACACUGGAAAAUGACCUUGAAGAAAAAUGUUAAAGUCUGUAGGAUGCUAGACUAGAUGUUUGAAGACUUCCACAAAUAAGUUAUUGGUUAUCUUCUUGUUUUUGUAAUCUUGUUGUUGCUCAGUGUCACAUACAAAAGGACUUUUCUUCAUAACAGCAAAUGACAUAUUUUGUAACAUGAAGAAAAGUUUUGCAAGAUUGUUUGUGUUUGAAAUUUUCCUAGUCAAUGUUACCUCCUGAAAGAAACAAACAAAAAUACAGAAUAACUUUGAUUUCUAUGACUGCUUAACAAUGUGCAAUAUGGCGUACCUCACCAAGCUUUGGCUGCAUCCAAGGCAUUAUAUAUAGAAUUGAAAUUAUAUUUUUUCCAAGUACUUUUAUUUUUACAAUACAUAUUUCACUCUUUUAGUAUAUAGAGGUGUCACAGUUUGCUUCGAUGAUCUCCAUUUUAUUAGAUCAAAAGGGACUUUUGGGGGAAAAUACUACAUUUAAAAUGCUUAUGUUUACAUUAUUUCUAGAAAAUACAGGGCAUAAAUCAUUAUGUCUCUGUAGUUGUCAUGUAAUUUUAAAUUAUAAAAUUGCAUCUUAUAUAAUUCAGUGGAAACCAAGGUUUACAUACAUUUUAUGUUGUGACAUUUCCAAAUGUCAAUAAAUUUGUCUUUUGAAAUGUUAGGAGGGACAGGAAGAUGGCAGGCAGUGUUAUUUAUUUUCUUUAUUCUUGGAAUGGCAAGUGAGGUAGAGCACAAAUUCAUUCCUUUUAGCAUUCAGUUCAAUGAAAUUAGUAAAUUAGUAGGUCUAGAAUAUCGUACAGAAUUUAGUUCACACAUUGGUCUUAAAGAGUGAUUGAACAAAAUACUAUCUUUAUGUUACAUUCUCUAUCAACAACACAUGUUGUAAAAACAAAAAAAAAUCUCAUAUUAAAAAAGCGCAGUAAAUAUUUACUAUUUAUAAUGAAUAAACAGCUAUGGAAACUUGCUAAGCA
Messenger RNA from Ahaetulla prasina, 3471 nucleotides. It is a transcript of the gene PAX3, whose product is annotated as paired box 3. Gene Ontology annotation, molecular function: DNA-binding transcription factor activity, RNA polymerase II-specific; RNA polymerase II cis-regulatory region sequence-specific DNA binding. The record is from RefSeq and is a predicted model, not a curated record. The transcript is spliced from 9 exons. The coding region runs from base 579 to 2033 and encodes 484 amino acids. Gene Ontology annotation, biological process: anatomical structure development; regulation of transcription by RNA polymerase II. NCBI's taxonomy places the organism in Eukaryota, Metazoa, Chordata, Lepidosauria, Squamata, Colubridae.